UUAUGCUCCUAUUGGGUUGGUUUUUAUAUUAGAAAACGGGGGGAUAAGAGCCUCUUAGAACUGAGUAUCGAAGGAAACAAAUCGAUAUUUCAGAGCGAAUUUGUAUGAGAAGUUCUUUGCUAAACAGUCGAGCUCUUAAGCGCUUGGGAUGGUCUCUUUCGUUCUCUUAAAAGAGCAUCAAAUAUAUUUUAGAAUGCAAGUUUUUUACUCUUACUGAGUUCCUAACAAUAACUUUGACUUUUAUUUUUAUCUUUCAUUUUUUAUUUCCUUUUUAAAUUGCUAUCCAUUCAACAAUAUUUACUUUCGCUUCACUUGUUAGUUUUACUAAACUUGAAGACCUUUUAAAAGUUUUGUUAAACAUUAAAUUUUUUUCAAUAGCUCUUUAGAAAUAUUGUUUGUUAAAGUAACUAAUUUUAAGAGAAAAUGCUUAAAAAAUUAAUUUUUUGUAUAAACUUUUAAACUAUAGUUAACAUAGCAUACUUUUAAGGGUUAGAAAAUUAUUAUAAAUUGUUACAUAUAUUGGGGAAGGUCGGAAUUUUUCAGAAUCUCUUUGUAAAUUAAAAAAAUGUUCCCUAUUUUCUCUAUCAUUUUAUUAUAUUACAACAAAAAAUACAUAUUCUUAAUAUAACAAAUAAUAUUACUUGACUUAACUUAACUUCUCGAAUCAAAAGAUAAUUUUUUUCCUAUUUUUAUUUGCUUGUUUUCCAUAAACCAGUCAUUCUUCUAAUAUAAGCUUAACGUUCGCUUUGCCCUUCCAUAAACAUCCGUAGCUUAUAAUCAAAUCUUCUAGUAAAAGCGAAUAAAAACAAGUAAAAAAAACUUUAUUGGAACACUGUCCACCGUAGAACAUUUUCCUUACUAUACUUGUUAAUAUAACGGCAAUAAGAAGUGUUCGAAAAAGUGGUUCUAUCGGAACCAUUUUCAAUGGCCUUGGUUCUUGUGCCAAAAAAACGUUGUCUGUCCAUUGAACACAACAAUACAAGGCGGACAGACGAACAGACAAGCUUGCAUCGAUGCAGAAAGUGAUUCGAAAUCGGGGGGCAUGAUAAAAGUUGGAUUUAUCUGGGCGUUGUAUACAUCCGCAUAAACUUAAUAUACGCACUAGUGGUGUAGAAUACCAAAAAAUUUAUAUUACAAUAGACUAAGUCAUAUAAACCAAAGUCAGCUGUGUCUCACCCUAACGUCCACAAAGGAAGACCUUUUCCAACCACAAUUUCACUAGAAGAAGAGUAACUUUUCGAAAUUUUAAAGUGAAUUGUGUUAGUAACAAUUUAUACUAUUAUUUAUAGACUACGUUUCGAAUUAUACCGUUUUACGCUCUAAAUAUACUUCUUUUUAAUUGUCUUCAACUCAAAAUAAUGGCGAUUAAAAUAUGAUAAUGUGUGAGCACUUAUGUUGUUAAUGUGACGACUUUGUUUGCUUCGCAUUGUUGAAUAAGAUAAACUCACGUACUAUGCUAUACAGUUACCAUUAAUUAAAAACAAAAUAUAGCAUACUCUUCUCUACUUUUGUUUACUCAACCAUCGUCUAUAUACUUUCGCAGACUCUUUUCAAUGGUAUUCAAUUCACAGGAACUGCGUAGAACAAUUAUUUUUCUAUUUGCAUUUGAGAAUCAUCCAGAAAAAUUUUACAAAUUAUCGACAAUGUGAAACGAGAAUACAUGUAAUCAUCCUAUAAAGCGGUAAAUAUGUUAUUAUAAUACCCCAUCUUGUGUGAACCCGCGUUGUAUAUGAGGGUAGAAGCCAUUACAAAAAGAACGAGAAAUAAUGUUCCAAAAGCUAUGAACACGAUAUUCUUUUCACACAUUUCCAACAUCUCGAUUAGAGAAUAAAGAAAUAAGAAACCUUUAUGCGGCUCUGACCCAUCAACGCUAGUCCAAAAAAAAAAAAACUGAACGAAAAGAAAAAGAGUAUGAGAGUGGAAAUUUUUAUCGUUUGCCUUGGGUAACGACAUGGAAAGCGAAUGCCUUCUCAGUUGUUGUAGCAGUGUAGAUGUGCCUUUUGAUCCGUUUGGACCAUUUUCUAAUUCUUUUUCAAAAAUAUAAGCAGUACCUUGAUUUAUGCGAGUGGAAGACUAUUUUUCACAGACACUGCAAAGUGUAACGGCCAGACAGGGUUCGUGGAGCUUUCUUCUGCGAAUUAUAAAGAUUUUGAUAAAAUGAGAAUUCGACGUAUUAUAAUCUCGGAUAGGCGUGGCGAGGACUAUAACAUCGCCCUUAGUUUAUAAAGCUUAAUGGGUUCAUUGCUCAAAGUUUUAUGAGUUUAUUUGCUUUCGUUUUUCUCAGUUGUGUUGUACGGAGGUCCUUCACGCUGUUUCGGCUAUUUUCAAUUCCAGCCUGUCAAAUUUGAAACCGAGAGCUAGACGGACAGACUGACAUUCUUAAAUCAAUUCAAAGUGUGAUGUUGACCAAAAAAUGUAUAAAUUGUAUGGGGUCUCUGAUGCUUCCCUGUAAGGGCUUGAAAACGAAUAUACUCCUCAUUCUCAUCCUUCGGUGAUGUCCAGAGAAAAAGCUAUUGCUACUUAGUAUUCACGAAGCAAACCCUUGCAACAUAAAAUACAAAUGAAGUCAAUUUUAGUGGGAAAAAACACAUGUGUACAUACAUACAUAGUUGCGAUUUUUCAUAUAAAAAAUUCCUCGUAUUACUCCAGUUAAUAUAUACAUAUGUACCCAUCGUAAAAUUCCGCGGGUGUUCUCACAUAUUGUUUGCUCCUUUUCGUGUUCGAAUCAAAGCAUUUUGCUAAAUAGCGCGUUAUAGGAUGGUUACCCGUGCUCUAACAAUUCCCAUUAUCCAUGGAAGAAGAGAAAAAAAAAAACUUUUCGAGUUAAAUAAAUUAACUUUUUAAUAUUGCAUGCUAAAGAUGGACCGCACCAACAACUGGCUGUUGUAGUAUAUAUUAUCAAUGAUAAUAACAAUUAUAAUAAAUUUUGUUGAAAUUUUGUUUUGACAGUCUUUGUCGUCUGAAUGUUCUCGCUUACCUUUUUUCCUGCCCACUCUUGUCCAACUUGGUUUUUUUCUCAACGAAACGAAAUACAUUUCAAAAAUUUAUACACACGAUGUACAAAGAACCGCAGCAGCAAUUGCUAUAUUAAGCAGAGUCGACAUCAAAUGAUGAAACUGUGCUCAUCUUGCAGAAGCUCUACUCUGCUUAAUAUAGUAAUUGAUCAACGCCUUAGAAUUGACACCUGUCGAUAUCUAAUUGAAAUAUUGUCGCGGCGUUUGACGGGCGAAUAAACCUUGAAAGCCCCCUUUAAAAAAUAAAACUUGGAAAGAAGGGAAAAAGUCAAAUUCAUCGAAAAUAAAUUAUUUAAAAAAAAUAAAAAAAUACCCAACAAAGUUGGAACUUUGCAAGGGAACGAUAUUGUAAACGACGAAUUGUUUUCGAAAGCAAUUCCGUUUUUGUGUUGACAACAAAGCAAUUUUGUGAAAAUACAAGUGAAAAAAGCAAAAAAAAAAAAA
This is a messenger RNA of Glossina fuscipes, 3458 nucleotides long. RefSeq lists its product as uncharacterized. The coding region runs from base 2964 to 3233 and encodes 89 amino acids. The record is from RefSeq and is a predicted model, not a curated record. The transcript has 3 exons. NCBI's taxonomy places the organism in Eukaryota, Metazoa, Arthropoda, Insecta, Diptera, Glossinidae.